This is a messenger RNA of Didymodactylos carnosus, 444 nucleotides long. The record is from the annotation of a GenBank genome assembly. Lineage: Eukaryota; Metazoa; Rotifera; Eurotatoria; Philodinida; Philodinidae.
AUGUCUGAAUCAUAUCGUAGUCGUUUAAGUUUAUUUCAACAAGGUGUUGAACAAGCGUUGGAUGAUUCACAAUAUAAUCGAGAAAAAAUUCUUAAAUUAAAUGAUCCUAUGUUAUUAGUUGCCGAGAAUACACAUUUGUUAUCGGAAGAAACGAAAAAAUGGGAACAUAAAAGCGCUCAAGCUGCUAAACAAGCAAAAAAACUUUAUAAUACACAAUGGUGGGAAUCAAAAUUAUGUAAAAUAUUCUUUAUUGUUUUGUUAAUCAUUGGACUAGUAAUAGGAUUUAUAUUUAUUGGAAAUCAUUUUAUAUGGAGUACUUCAAGACAAAUUAUACAACCUAAAAGUGUUACGACAAAAGAAACAAAUGUAUUUAAAAUCAAACAAAAUAAGAGAAAGAAUAAAAUUUUAUCAACCAUUGAUAUUAGAUUUAUUAAUGAUAGAUAG